Messenger RNA from Lingula anatina, 1682 nucleotides. RefSeq names its product sister chromatid cohesion protein PDS5 homolog A. Gene Ontology annotation, biological process: DNA repair; mitotic sister chromatid cohesion. Gene Ontology annotation, cellular component: nucleus; chromatin. The record is from RefSeq and is a predicted model, not a curated record. NCBI's taxonomy places the organism in Eukaryota, Metazoa, Brachiopoda, Lingulata, Lingulida, Lingulidae.
AAUUGCUGUGGUUUUUACACCGAUUGCUCCUCAUUUGUGUCUGUUGGUUUGAUAGGGUGUUGACUGUGGCCCCCAAGAUGCCUAAAGCUGCAUCCAAGGGAGCCAAGCUGGUGUACCCUGCGGGGUGCAAGGAAGUCUCUGGAGACAUGAACAAGGAAGAACUGGUCAAGAGACUGAAGGCAUUGGCUAGGGCCUUUCAGGACAUGGGACAGGAUGAUAAUGAGAAGUACACGGAAUUGGCCCUCCACCUUGCCUCAGAGUUCUUCAUAGAUCACAGCAGCAAGGAUGUGCGCCUGCUUGUGGCCUGCUGCAUUGCGGACGUGUUCAGAAUUUUUGCUCCAGAGGCACCAUACACCAAUCAGGAUCAGUUAAAGGAAAUUUUCCUGUUUUUGAUCAAGCAGCUACGGGGACUGGAUGACCCAGAGGCACCACAGUUCAAGAGAUAUUUUUACCUUCUAGAGAACCUUGCCUGGGUUAAGUCAUUCAAUAUCUGCAUUGAAUUGGAGGACAACCAGGAAAUUUUCUGCAGUCUCUUCAAACUGAUGUUUGACAUAAUCAAUGACAAGCACACGGCCAAAGUGAAGAACUUUAUGCUGGACAUGAUGUGUCCUCUCAUAGCUGAGGCAGACAGUGUGUCCCAAAAGCUACUGGACAUCAUUUUAGUUAACAUCAUUGAACCUUGGAAGAGUCAGAACCGCCAAGCAUAUGACUUAGCUAAAGACUUGAUCAAACGCACAUCAAAUGCCAUUGAACCCUACAUUCAAACUUUUUUCAACAAUGCUUUAAUGCUGGGCAAGACCUCGGAGAGUGAAGUAUCGGAUCACAUCUUUAAGCUGAUCUACGAACUCAACAUGAUAUCCCCCAGUAUUCUUUUAGCUGUGUUACCACAGUUGGAGUUCAAACUUAAGAGUAAUGAUGAGGGUGAAAGAAAGGCAGUCACCAAGUUGUUGGCACGUAUGUUUUCAGACACAGACUCGGACCUUGCUGUUCAAAACAAGCCACUGUGGCUGUGCUUUUUAGGGAGAUUUAAUGAUAUCAGUGCGUCAGUGAGGACUAUAUGUGUGCAGUACAGCCAGCAGUUUUUGAUUAACCACCCAGCUCUGAGGGGAGACAUGACAGAAAACUUGAAGCAGCGUCAACAUGACCAGGAGGAGAAUAUUCGCUAUGAUGUUGUCCAGUCCAUCAUUGCCGCAGCCAAGAAAGACUUGCCUGGUAUCAAUGAUGAACUGCUGGGUUUUGUCAAGGAGAGAACACUGGACAAGAAAUUCAAGGUGCGCCGUGAAGCACUGUUGGGGCUGGGGCACCUGUUUAAGAAGGUAAUGUCCAAGUCUGAAGACACUGAAGAAAACAAGGAGCUGCGUAAGAGGGUGGACUGGAUGAAGGACAGAGUGAUCAAUGGGUACUACCAGACCAAUAUAGAAGACAGACUUGUUGUGGAGAGAAUCUUCAACACGUGCCUUGUGCCAUACAUGCUGGAUGUGAAGGAACGCAUGAAGCGACUUUAUUACUUGUAUGCAACUCUAGACCAAAGUGCCAUUAAAGCACUGAAUGAGCUGUUGAAGAUGCAGUACAGUUUGAGGUGUCAUGUCCGCGGCUUGUUAGACUUACACAGUAGAGAUCUGCAGACAGCAGACAGUGUCAGCCUCAUGAUGUCCAAGGUUUAUUUUCUAUCAAGUAAGUAG